Cydia pomonella (codling moth) is the source of this 1482-nucleotide messenger RNA. RefSeq lists its product as uncharacterized. Bases 131 to 826 code for a protein of 231 amino acids. The record is from RefSeq and is a predicted model, not a curated record. The transcript is spliced from 3 exons. Lineage: Eukaryota; Metazoa; Arthropoda; Insecta; Lepidoptera; Tortricidae.
UCAAUCAACUGUCAUUCAUGUCAUAUCAUAUUGUGUUGUGAGUUGAAGGUUAUGUUAUCGUUUACAUUUUAUAUUAAUAUUACCUUUUAUGUUAUUUACUGGCUUACGAUAAGUUAAUAAUUGGGCCACCAUGUCGCUAGAGGCGGCACGCGUGAAGGAGGAGUCCGAUACGAUGGCAGAUGCAGUUGUCAUUAAAGAGGAGGAAUUAAAACUAGAUUGUGUGGAAGUCCCCUAUGUAGCAAUUGAAGCAGCUAUUGUGGAUGUAGACUUUGAGUCAUCAGUCCCACCAGUGGUGGAGCUCCACAGCAAAGACUUCAAUGAGCCAGCUGUGUACUUGGAUGUGCAGAAUGAGCUCCUGAAACCGGAGUGUGUGGACAUGCCCUUGUGUUUGGGAGCAGACUCGGUCAGUCAGUAUGCUGAGAAUAUCAAGGAUGAGCUUGUACUGGAGCCGGAAUGUAUUCAACAUGUUAACACAGGCUUAACCAGGCUUCCUACAGAGAAAUUUAAUCCCAUUUUGACCGAUUGCUGGGUCCGAAUAGAACGCUGCGCGGCCGUAGAAAAAGCGGUCAAGAAACAUUUGGCACAGUUAUAUGUUGAAGAAAAUAGAAAGCAUACACGAAUGAGAGACAACGAAGACUUUUUUUGCGAAGAGUGUAAACGGAAUGAAAAUUUCGAGUUCUGUGAAGCAUGUAAUACGAGCAUACGAGCUCUUAAUCAGUUAAGGAAUUUGCGUGAAAAACGAUAUACUUGCGACAUAUGUUACGAAACAUUCGAACAACGUUACCUUGUGUAUCAGCAUAAAUUUUUUGAUCAUGGAAUAAUUUAAUGAUUUAAUUCUUCAAAUGAAGAAUCCGACAGGAAUAUUCCUGUCAAAUAUUAAAUAGGAAAUUUCGGAAUUUGAGGGCGCUAUAUGGCACCUUCUUCUUCUUCAACCUAGCGUUUUCCCGGCCUAGCACCAGGCUCUGCUUUUUUUUUUUUAUACUACGUCGGUGGCAAACAAGCAUACGGCCUGCCUGAUGGUAAGCAGUCUCCGUAGCCUAUGUACACCUGCAACUCCAGAGGAGUUACAUACGCUACUCAAUUUUCUCCACUUUGCCCGGUCUUCGGUCUCUCAGUUGUGAGAUUGUUCUCUUUCAUGUCCGCUAUCACGACCUCCAUCCAGCACACACUAUGUGGCACCUUAAGUAGAUAAUUAAUCAAGAUAAGAUAAUUACUCCGUUUAUUUAUUUAUUAAUGUAUAAUCAUUAUCUUAGUCAGUCACUGUCAGGCGACCAUAUAUGACUGUAGGUAGGUAACGGAGUUUAUGUAGGCGCCUCUAAUACAAUAGAUUCGGAUACAAUAUAAUACAAUAGUUUCAUAGACAAUAGAAACUCAAGUAAAUUUGAAAACUAAAGACUAACUUAGAUAAAUAGGUGUGUUUCACACAAAACGUGCAGUGCCUAAAAUUUGUUACCUAAAUAUAAUAAAUGCAAUUUUGUUAUA